AUGUCCGAGCGACCACUCUACGGCAUGCCCAUGGCGGUGCUAGCCAGCAACAACCCAUACGUUCUCGGUCAACCCAAUUUGUUCGGCGAUGCGCCGACAAAGUUCACUUUUGUUUCUGAUAAUCCAGAGUUCACCAAGUGCUGGUACGAGGGCCUACGUGCAGCAGUUCUCCGUAGCACUGAGACACACCUCCCUAAGGGUAAAACCACCUGGAUUCUCCACGUCGUGCGUCUCGGAUUUGCCAGCCCAAGCGCAGACAAGGAGAAAUGUCCUAUCGUGCUCCAGCUCAUCGUUUAUCUUAAAAUUGACGAUAUCAACGAGUUUCCUGAUAGCUUAGCAAGCGAUUUGGUUGAUGACCUGGGCAAGCUGAUUAUGAUGUACUGGGAUGGCGAAGAAAAGGUCUAUGUUGAUGUCUGCGGCCGCUACGUAUUUCCGGGUAGUAGUGUUGGGAAGGUGUGUAGUGCUUCUGGUCCAGCUGAACGAUGCGUCGACCAAUCUAUGAACUAUGCCCGCCUCUACCAUGACGGCAACGGACGCCUUCCUCUUCCGGGCUCUUCAAUCGGCAUUGAUGGAUUCGUGGGAACAUUGACCGGAUAUGUCAAGCAUCGGUUGCCCUCCGGCAAAUCUGAGCUCUUUGCUCUGACUUGCCGCCAUGUCGGUGAUCAGAAAGGCAAUAUUGGUGAGGGGGGACUUGCAAAGGGCCAGACAAUCACAGUGUCCUCUCCCCAACCUGGCGACCAUAUGGAAACGAAGCAUGCAAUUGCAAUGAGGGUCCAACGACUUAAUCAAGAGACCAAGGAUCUGGAGACGAAGAAAAAGCCGUCAACAACCUUUGGCUCGAUCGUAAAUAAAAUCGUUUCCGUCAUUGCUCCUUCAAACUAUGUAGAGCUGUUUUGGUUGGGAGCUCAGAGGGCUGCCGAGAAGUACAAGAUCGAGCUUGGUCCUGUAUAUGCUGCAUCUAGUACAAAGACUAUUGCUCCUGACUGGCUUCUAGUCUCAAUUGAUCCAGCCCGGGCAAUCAGGCUCAAAUUUCUCAACCAGCAUUUCCACAGUACCGAAUUCGACCACGGCUCCGGCUUCAAAGACCCAUCCGCACGAAGUUGCUUCUCCACCGAAAAUCUCAUCAGGGUGGAUUGGCACUGGGAAGAAAUUUUUCCUACCCACCGAACUCUUCAUCAGGGGCCGCUUCUAGCCUCCGACAUAGUCUUCAAGCAACCCUCUCGGACAACGCAGAAAUGGGUCGCUAGCAAGGUAAACGAUAUCGAAUCGAUCUUGAAACCGACCAAUGAGAGUGAUAGGACUAUCAGCCAGGUCUGUCUCGUGGCUUUGGACCUCAAGAGUUCACAUAGGUUGGCGGGAACGAAGCAAGGAGAUGCUGGCGCUAUGAUUUUUGACGGAGGAUUUCAUCCUGUAGCAAUGAUUUCCGGGAGUGGAUUGAAGAUGGAUGCGAACUCGAGUAUUACAAAUGUGAACUACUUGUCAGAGGUUUAUGAGGACAUUGAGGAGGUGUUGGGCUGGAAGAGGGGAAGCGUACGCUGGUGCUAA
Molecule: messenger RNA, 1545 nt
Organism: Venustampulla echinocandica
Lineage: Eukaryota; Fungi; Ascomycota; Leotiomycetes; Helotiales; Pleuroascaceae
Exons: 3
Coding region: 1-1545 (514 amino acids)
Source: RefSeq, a predicted model, not a curated record